This is a messenger RNA of Exaiptasia diaphana, 992 nucleotides long. RefSeq lists its product as uncharacterized. The record is from RefSeq and is a predicted model, not a curated record. The transcript has 4 exons. Bases 7 to 897 code for a protein of 296 amino acids. Lineage: Eukaryota; Metazoa; Cnidaria; Anthozoa; Actiniaria; Aiptasiidae.
CUUGARAUGAACAARGAAAGUCUCGCAGCAGGCCUGACAUGCAUGCUUGAGGAACAAGCUCCAAKCAAUGUGGCCCAAUUYAAGGCACAGAUGGAAAAUUACUUCAUACAAGGAGCUGCAAGGAUUGAUCUCAUCGCAAAGGUCAUCGAUCUAGACAAUGAGAUCGGGGGAUACAACUUUGACAUUCCAAACUUGGAAGGGGCAGAGAAUGAGCUUCUUUCUCUGCGCAGUAUCGGUGCAUCUCCGAUUGAAGAGAACGUCGAGCAGAGGUUCCUUGACGAUCUCCUGACAACCUAUAAGCAAAUGGAGACGAGUUUUUCUAAACAACUCUACUUGUUUUAUAAAAGCUUUGAUUUCCGUACACUAUGGGAUGAAACGGCCAGGUUGACUKCUUUUGAACGGACUGCAAGCGAGGCUGCUKCAGGCACUGGACAACUACAAGGUGUUGUGCAACUUAACAAUGCUCUUCUGGAAAUAGAUGACCUCGAAAGCCGAUCACGACAGUGUUUUACAAGAUUCCYUKCCAUURAURAUSCUGUUCAUAAAUGGUCAUUUAAUAAUGUCAACGACCCAGUGUUAUUUCAAGACCUUCAUCAAGGCAAAGCAAACUUACUUUUGGGACUCGAGGAGAGCUGUCCAACGUGCUACAAUGUUCGUGUGUUAAAGAUUUACGUUGAGCUAUUUGGAGACAACACACAAGAGGAGAACGGUUUACCUAGUAUAGUCCAUUUAAGAGUGAGGCACGGAGGUUCUUCAUAUUUCAAAGAUGGAAAUGGAAACAUCAAACAGUUUCAUCAGAAACUUGCAGACUCGUCUUGGCGAAAGAUUACGUUCGACCGAUUUUCGAUAACUAAUGAGGAUAAAUGUAGUACGGAAAGAGAGAAGGGAAACGGUUAGUAUGGUGUUGUUUUAUUGUUGUUUUGUUUUGUUUUUCUUUUUUUCAUGAUAUUUUUUUUGUCUUUAAAUACUGCUGUCCUUUGAUGAUUACUAGA